Molecule: messenger RNA, 4243 nt
Organism: Gambusia affinis (western mosquitofish)
Lineage: Eukaryota; Metazoa; Chordata; Actinopteri; Cyprinodontiformes; Poeciliidae
Gene: vti1a
Product: vesicle transport through interaction with t-SNAREs 1A
Exons: 7
Coding region: 46-810 (254 amino acids)
Biological process (GO): intra-Golgi vesicle-mediated transport; intracellular protein transport; macroautophagy
Cellular component (GO): late endosome membrane; Golgi apparatus; endoplasmic reticulum membrane
Molecular function (GO): SNAP receptor activity; SNARE binding
Source: RefSeq, a predicted model, not a curated record
UGCCAACCAAACAGCUUCUUCUGUGUUUAAACUUAUUAUUCGAAGAUGUCUUCAGACUUUGAGACCUACGAGCAGGAUUUUGGGACUAUCACCGCAGAAGUAACGAACAAAAUUGGCAAAAUUCCUAAACUAAGUGGAGAGGAGAAGACACAGCUGGUUCUAAAUGUCGACAAACAGCUUGAAGAAGUCAAAGAGUUGCUUGAGCAGAUGGACCUGGAGGUGCGAGAGAUCCCCAUCCAGAGCCGCGCCAUGUACAACAGCAGGCUGAAGAGCUACAAGCAGGAGGUGGAGAAGCUCGAGAAAGACUUCGCCAAGGAAGGACAUGGUACUCGGUUCGAGAGGAAUCUGGUAGAAAAAAGAAAAGGUCACGUAUUGCCUACAGUGAUGAGGUGCGCAACGAGCUCCUGGGGGAUGACGCCAUCUCCUCGGAGAGCCAGAGAGCGCAUCUGUUGGACAACACAGAAAAACUGGAAAGGUCAUCUCGGAGACUGGAGGCCGGCUAUCAGAUUGCAGUGGAAACUGGUCACAGUAACAAAAAAAGAUACCCCCUGCCUUGGUGCAUGCAGGAGAAAAAAGUGUAGCAUUGACCUCUGUCUGACACAGAGAAAACUGAGGGAAGAGCGGGAAACGGAAAAAGAGGGAGAGAGGGAAGAAAACAACAGCAUGAGCGACGGAGGGGGAGAGAGAGCUAAGACAACAACUGUGAAGAGCCGCAUAGGGUUAAAGAAAAACAGUUUCAGAAGGAAAUGGGAGACAAAAGCAAGGACUCGCAGCCCCCCUAUGGGCGCUUUAAAGAGCCGCUACAUCUGAGACGCUGAAAUAUUAAAAGCAGAAAGGACGGACAAAUAAAUGAAUAAUACAAAAAAGGAAAAAAAAAGAACAGGAGUGGAACUGAUAGACAAUGGUGCCACCUUGUCAUUAGGGAAUAUUUAUCAAGAAUAUUAAUCUGGUGAUGAAAAUAACUCUGUGAUUGAGAAAAUAAUUGACAAGACGUUAAAUAAAACAGACUUUUAUCUGAAACUAGAGGCAGGAAUUCAAGUGAAAGGAGAGUUACCAAUAAAAUAAUUUUAUUUUUUAUUUUGUCAUUUCGACAACAAUAAAAAAGUACUAUUAAAACACAAUCCUGCCUCACUUUAGCUACAUAGUCUUUUCUUCUGCAGUAUCAACAUUAUAUCUUGAGAUAAGAAAUUGCUUUCAGCUUUUUUUUAUUACAGCAGCAACAGUUUUAUUUUACUCUUUUUUUGUGUAAAAAUAAAAUAAAAUGUAUCCGUGACAUAUUUCACAAAAGUGAACUUUUAGCCACUUUUGACUUUGUUUUAUGAAUGAAUGGCAGAAAAACAGAAAAACAGAAAAAAAGCCAAAAAGAAAAACAAACUUAACUUUUAUUUCUUUAUUAUGCAACAGUAAAAUUAGGGUUAAAUGUAACUGUAUUCAUUUAUUGCAAAAGAUGAAUAAAUAUGUCUAAACAAAUUGAUUAAUUAAAUAUGGAAUGUUUUCCCACACUGUUCACAAGUACUUAAAAGUUGUUUUAUUCAUUUUAAAAUGCCUGUUUUUAAGCCUCAAAUUGAGCAAAAAAAAAAAUAUAUUUUUUUUUCAUGAAAAGAUGCAAAUAACAGUCAUAUCCUUGAAGGCGUUUUCCCUGUUACUCACAUACUAAGAAUGUAUAAACUUGAACACGAUAAUUUGGUGCUUUUAAAUAUUUAUGUGGAGUUUUUAGAAAAAUUAUAAUUUGAAAACCUUCUUUAUUGAAUUGAUCAGAUUUUUUUUAUAAAUAAUCUUUGCUCCUAUAUUAAUAACAUAUAUGCCAUAGAGUAGUAAAAACUGUGUUUAUGGGAUUUUUAUUCUGUUAAUCACAUUGUUUUCACUUCUAAAGAAUCUUUCUCAUCUGGACUGAUUAAGUUUCUGAUAUGUUGUGUCAAUUCUCAUUUCACCAGAUAAAGUCUGAAAACUGUUAAGUGGCAUGUUUUGCAAUAAAAAAAAGGCUCACACUUUUAGAUGUAAAUAACCUAUGGUGUAAAUAUGGAAAUCAACAACUGAUCAUGAAUCCUGCAUAAAUGAAUGUUGGCUGCAGCCUUGAGGCUACUAUUUGAUCCUGUGUUGGAAAGCCAUAUAGAGCUAAAUGUGGUUUUUGCUCAUUAAAAAAAAAAAAAAAAAUCUGCAUCUUCUAUAGACUUUCUCAGAACAUAUCAACCCUGCACGAUGCACAAUUAUAGCGUCCAACCACAGUGAAGCACAUUAGCCCUCUCCGUCUGUUCCUCGCCUCUCUGUUGCUCUGUGGUAACCCCUAGAAGCACACCUCCCAUCCUCUGUCAAAGAAGCCUCCUCCUUGGCCGUUCUGCGCCCAUCUGACGGGGCGCCGGCCCAUUUAAGACACCCGGGGAACAUGAAACGAAGCCGGUCCGAGAUGUCAGCUGGUUGCCCCAUCUGUCAGUCAGUGGGAUGGUAAAGCUGCUGUCCUGGGGGGUAACCUUAGGAGUGCUCUGUGUCCCGUUCAGGCAUGUUUUCUAGGCGAUUUGUGUUUGUGUGUGUGUGUAUGGGAGCAGGGGAUUCUGCUUUGCAGUUUUGAGCAAGCAGGAGGCUGACAUUGUUUUAAUCUACACGUCUGGUGACGUGUUGAUCAAAAUGACCACAGUUUACAUUUGUAACAUCAGAGUGUAGUAACAGUUUGUUUAAACCGUUUUAAAUGACAUUUUUUUUAGGAAUUUGUUGUAUUCAUCUUAUAUGAAUCAAUUUAUCCGGAUUGAAGUUAAGUCAUCAGCAGAUGUAAGAGAGUUGUCAGAUUUUUAAAUUACCUGGAUUUUGCUUUCUCUGCAAAAAAUAAAAAAUAAAAUAAAAUAAACCCUAACAAAAAGAAAGUCUCUGACUCCCUUAUAAAUGAACCAAAGUAGUGACUCGAUGUUGAGUUGAAGCAACAAUUUCUAUUCAUGCAUUCUCACUUUUGGUAGAUAGGCUGCGCCCUUGAGCUUCUUUAGGAUGGAGUUGCUGCCUGUUCGCUCUCCUGUAAGACGGUCCUGAAAGAGAGCCUCUGUAAAUGCACACAUACACACACAUGUAGUCAUGCGGAUGGACCUGUGUGAGUUCCUAAAAAGAAGAUGUUUGCACAGUCAACACAAACUAAUUUAUUUAGUUUGGCUCAUGAGAUUGUGCAUGUCCAGGUUAUCUAGUUUAUAUCUGUCUUUUGCCUGUCUUUAUCCAUGGAUCUUUUUGUUUUUAUAUGUGCAUGCUCCAUUUACUGUGCAUUUAAGUUGUAACAUGAUCAUCUAAAAUUAUAUUUACAGCAACAAAAUCUUCUUCUCUUGUCCUGUCAGUUUUUCUUUUUUUUUUUUUUUGGUGUCUUUGCUUGUUGACCUCUGCGUUGCAAACUUCUUUUAAGUAUUCCAGACAGCCCCCAUGUUCACAUCAGUCGGUCUCGCCACAUGACGUGGUAGCUGUAGUCCUGAAGGGCUGAUGUAUGCGCAGUUAUGCGGCGGCAAGUCCUCAACGAGAACUUCUAUGAUCUCGGGUUACUCAACCAUCAAUCGGGGCCAACCGCGGCGCACUGUUCUGUCGCCCAUCUUUUAAAGCGCAGUUGUGAAAGACUGACUAAGACGGCCUAAGGGACACCUUCCUCGGUCUGGCACAUCUCAAAUUUGAUGUGCGUAGGUGCCUAGUUACAACUUACACACAGAACAAAGUUGAUGCAUUGAUGUAGACUUUUGAAAAUGUUUGACGAAGGCCAUUUGAUCGCGGGGAUGUUCUUUUUGGUAUUUUUAAAAAAUCAUUUUUGCAAUUUUGUGAGAGGGGGAUUUGUUUGAGUGAUUUAUCAAUUUGCUACUUGAAUUCUCAUCAUUCUCUGCCCUUAGCUACAUUACGAAGGUGCAGGAGAUUAACAGAAGAAAUUAAAAAACAUCAUCUUAAGAAUGUAUAAACUUUUGAUUUGUAUGUGGAGUAUCUUAAAUGUCUUAUUUUAUUGCUCCUCUGUGAUGAUUCAAGUUGAUAAUAGAAAUAAUCAAAUAUGAAUUGUUAAAAUGUUUUGGCAAUCAUAAAUGCAGCUCUCUUAGAAAGAGAAAAGAUACAAAAAUAUUUUGCAGACAACACUUUAGAAUUAAAAUGUACCUCCAGAAUGAGACUUACUUGAAAAAUGUAGACUAAUUAAAAAUAUGUGGGCAGACAGACUUCAGUAAAACAGUUGUGCAAGAAAGUGGUAUCAACGCAUCAAAAAGAAAUAUAUAAUAAUUGAACUUUCUCUUUAAAACAAAUACCC